ACUUCAUUAUUAGUUUAGUGUGCCAAAUAGUUCCUGUUCACUAAGAGUCUACUUCAGUCCAUGGGUGCGUCACAAGUUUCUGGUAUGAAGAUGAGGAAUCUUCUUUUCGGGCUUAUUUUUGGACUCCUUGCUGUUGUCCACUCAACACCUGUUGAUACUGUGACCCAGAUCCCCGCCAAAGCUGAGGAUGACAUCCUGAGAGAGGCUGUGACGGACGGCUUCCUCGUCGAACACCCUUUUACCCCCUCACGCACAACGGAAUCACCCAAAAGAAACACAACCGUUCAAGCAUCCCAGCAGCCGUCCACUGACUCCAAACAGGAUGACAUGAUUGAGGGCAGUGGGACUGACUUUGAGUCCAUGACCUCUAUUUUCCACAAGUUUGCAAGUACAACUCCGCAUGUGUCACACGCUCAGAGCUCCACCUCCACAGUGUUGCCAGGGAACACUGACAGCUCCAGUUCACAUUCAUCCACCACCCAAAGCCUUCAGUCCACCACUACGUCUAGUCCAAAUGAAGGGCCAAAUGAAGCCCAGCCAAACGUCACCCCCGAUCACAUCUCGCAUUCUCAAACUACUGACCCCGCUGUCUCCAGCUUUGGGUUCCCGAGCACCCACAGCUCUGAAUCAGGGUCUGGUGUUGGAGGGAUGCUUGGCCAUCAUUCCAGUACAACCACAAGUAUGACCUCUAGCUCCAGCACAGAAACUAGCGCUGCAUCAUCAAGCUCCACUGCUGCUUCUGUCACACCUAAGACUCCAGUAAUGUUUGCAGGAAAUGAAGGAUCAGGAUCAGGCGAAGGAUUGGGAUCAGGAAUGUACAGCACAGAUAAAGAACCAGUGUCACCCGCCACUGAAGAGCGAAAUAUAUCAACAGUGCCUGAAGCUCCAGCCAUCAUUCGAGUUAUACAACCACAACAACAGCCCAGCCCGACGGAACCCAGGAACAAAGGACACACUACACCAGGUUGGAUCAUUAUCCUUGGUUUUAUUGUUGGUCUUGCAGCACUAAUAAUGCUCUGCGUUGCCAUCGCCACCAGAGACAAGUGGAAUGGACCAAGCAAGGCAUCCCAGCUUGUGAGCAAAACUAACUCCUCAAACCAGCAGAGGGGGCUAGAGAUGGAGACAUUCCUGCACAAAGACCAGCCCAGGGAGAACGGAAAGGCGUCAGAGUACACAGUCAUCCCCCUGGAUGAGCUUCCAGAGAAAUGUUCAUCACACUGAGGUUCAGAAACGGAUCCUCUGGAGGCGUGAGACUCAUCACAGAACCACAAGAACGUAUUUAAAGCAGAUGAAUUUGAUCAGAGGAGCAAAACUAUUUGGGCUGUUGAGCAAAAGGUUUCUGUGGACUCUUACAGCUCUGAGCCAAGUCUGACCCAGAAUCUUGAUAUUCCUGCUGACUCUCAAAAACUCUAAUAUCUUUAAUCUGAAAUUACAUCAAUAUUUUGGUUGAUGCAUUUAUUGUCAUAUCAUCUCUUGCAUUAACUGUAAAAUAUAAAACUGGUCGGUUAUCAUCCACAAAUGCCAUUUAUUUCAAAACAAAGACGUUACAGUGUUUUAUUUUUUGUACAUAUUUAAUGUUUAAAGUUUUUUUUAUAAUGGAUGCAAAAAAAUGAUUCAGCGUCCAGUCUUAAAGUGUCUUUGUUGUAUUAUUAUGUUAUUUUAAAUCUCCUUGUAAUAAUAUUAUUGAUGACUUGUGUUGUAACUUAUAUUAAGCUGCUCUGUUGUUACCCCCACAUUCAUUAAAGAAGCUCUGAGUGCUGAACAGUG
Molecule: messenger RNA, 1767 nt
Organism: Epinephelus lanceolatus (giant grouper)
Lineage: Eukaryota; Metazoa; Chordata; Actinopteri; Perciformes; Serranidae
Gene: cd44a
Product: CD44 molecule (IN blood group) a
Source: RefSeq, a predicted model, not a curated record